CACAAACUUGCUAAAAACUGAAGACAAAUAUUAGAGAACCGGCAACGAAUGUCUCUCUCUCAUAGCUCCCAGGAAAAAACAGUGGCUGAUAGCGCCGCUACUGGCGACGGUGCUCAAAGCACCAGUGGAGUAGAUAACAGAGAGCUACCGCCACUGCUUCUGCUCGUCGAAUCCUCGAAUUCUUUUAACUCCUCUCCCGGUUUCUCAGCUCGCGAUGGAGCUCUGCGGCCCUCCUCGCGCUCUCCCGACCCUCCCACGCUGCCGCGAUUUCGCUGCCAACCCAUCUCUCGCCCUCCCACUCCUGCUCCCUCGCCCAUCCCCUACUCUUUCUUCAAGGAGAUCCCUCGCCUUACGCUCCACGCGAGGAUGGAGGGCUGCGGCUUUGGAGGAGACCUCGACGAGGGUUGUUUCGACUGAGCUUGAGAUGGAGUCGAAGGGGGAGGCGCCGAAGAAGGUAGAAGCGGAUUCCUUUCUUGCGGGUUCUAUGCAGGAAGAAGCUCCUUCCUCUGGGGACGAGCAGAGCGAGGCCGCUGAUUUUUUGAGCAAGCUCAAUCUCAAGUUGGACUCUGAAGACACAUACGGCAUUCUUAUUUAUGGAACUGGUGCUCUGGUUGCUCUCUGGAUAUCAUCUACUGUUGUUUCUGCAAUCGAUUCGCUUCCUUUAUUCCCAAAGGUGAUGGAAAUUGUUGGUCUUGCCUUUACAAUCUGGUUCAGCUCUCGAUAUCUGAUCUUUAAGGAGAACAGGGAUGAGUUUUUUGCAAAGAUUGAUGAACUCAAAGAGCAGGUUUUAGGGCGUAGUGAUGAUUAAUACUCUACAGACUAAAAUAUGGACCAAAGUAUUUGCACAUUUAUUUUUGUUUUAUCCAAGAUAACUUGGUGUACUGUGGUUGAGUUAAACAAAUUCAGUGAGAUGUCGGUAGUUAUUAUAUCUUUUCAAUUCAGAUUAUGAAUUAUGUUUUUUAAAUUAAGAUUUUAAAUUUCGUGGGA
Messenger RNA from Elaeis guineensis (African oil palm), 987 nucleotides. RefSeq lists its product as uncharacterized. The record is from RefSeq and is a predicted model, not a curated record. NCBI's taxonomy places the organism in Eukaryota, Viridiplantae, Streptophyta, Magnoliopsida, Arecales, Arecaceae. Gene Ontology annotation, cellular component: chloroplast thylakoid membrane; thylakoid.